GUUUUCCUUGACGCACACGGGCGAGUACGCCUGGGAGGCAAGCAAAUUGAGAGAGAACCAUGCCCAAAAUCUGGCCCGGGCCAAGGCCUUCCUGGACGAAGGCCGGAGCGUGGUCGUCGACAACACGAACAUCGAAGCUUGGGAGCCUCGGGAAUACGUGCGGCACGCCAUCCAUCUAGGGGUUAAAGUGGAAUUCGUG
This is a messenger RNA of Nannochloropsis gaditana CCMP526, 199 nucleotides long. RefSeq lists its product as uncharacterized. The transcript is spliced from 2 exons. The record is from RefSeq and is a predicted model, not a curated record. The coding region runs from base 60 to 179 and encodes 39 amino acids.